Molecule: messenger RNA, 620 nt
Organism: Mizuhopecten yessoensis (Yesso scallop)
Lineage: Eukaryota; Metazoa; Mollusca; Bivalvia; Pectinida; Pectinidae
Exons: 4
Coding region: 168-518 (116 amino acids)
Source: RefSeq, a predicted model, not a curated record
CAGUGCAUCAUAAUUUAAGCACUAGUGCUCCGUGAACACAUAACUAGGCUACAGCAGUUGUACAUAAUUUAAGCACUAGUGCUCGUGCACAUUCACGAUAAGGACAUAACUAGGCUACAGCAGAUGUGCACUACUAACAUAUGUGGUUUGACUUGGGAGAUUGAAACAUGGGGAGAGCUGCCUUCUUUUCCUUCCUCCUUUUGGGUCUAGUGGCUGUAUCCGUGCGACUUGCUGAAGCACAGGACGGAGAGUGUCCGCCUGGUGUAAACUUGCUGAGGACUUGCCGCUGUCAAACUGAUGGAUUCGGGAUCUGCUGGAACCAGAAAUGUGAUCUGUGUAAUGGAACUUUUCGAAAGAAAAGAUCUGUAAUCAAUGAUUUUGGAUUCCGAGAUCCAGGACGUCGACCUCGACUACCUCGACCUCGGCGAUGCCGCGCCCGAUGUCAUCCUCUGUGUACAUGUAAUGUUAUUGGAACUGGAUGCUGCUGUCCGUGGACUGUAUCUUCGAUGUUCUGUUAGAGGAAUACUAUAUGACCAGGUGUGAAGGAAGUGUUGAAGGAACUCCUGACAACGUCCACAAAUCACAAUAUGUAAAUCUGAUCUAUUAAAGAAUUAACAAGA